Armigeres subalbatus is the source of this 2890-nucleotide messenger RNA. RefSeq names its product leucine-zipper-like transcriptional regulator 1 homolog (gene Lztr1). The coding region runs from base 192 to 2522 and encodes 776 amino acids. Lineage: Eukaryota; Metazoa; Arthropoda; Insecta; Diptera; Culicidae. The transcript is spliced from 5 exons. Gene Ontology annotation, cellular component: Golgi apparatus. The record is from RefSeq and is a predicted model, not a curated record. Gene Ontology annotation, molecular function: protein binding.
ACCGAACAUUCAAGUGAAAAAAACGAAAAAAGCUGCAGAUUUCCCUUGUCUCGGAAGUCGGAACCGGGAGUGUUUAAGUUGAUUUUUCAUUCAAAAUUUGCAAAUAAUGCAAAUAUAUGUAUUUAUUUAGCCCAGUAAGUGCUCCUGUGGUUUAAAUUAUUGACAAAACAGUGCAGAUCGCAACAGAAACUAUGGCCAACGCAAAUCGCUUUACUUCGCCCACGCCCUCGGCUACUGCUCUGGUUUGUCCGGGCAGCAGCAGUUCCUUGGCAUCCGGACCGACACCAGGACCGUCGCCUAGCGUAGCAAACAAAUGGAAACGCAUGCUUGAAUGUGAUGAGUUUGUUGGGGCUCGGCGCUCCAAGCACACGGUAGUUGCCUACAAAGAUGCCAUUUUUGUCUUCGGAGGAGACAAUGGGAAAAAUAUGCUGAACGAUUUGAUCCGGUUCGGGGUGAAGGAUAAGUCCUGGGCACAGGCAUUUUCGACGGGAACAUCGCCGGCACCGCGUUACCACCAUUCGGCGGUUGUCCACGGGACGUCGAUGUUUGUAUUCGGAGGAUACACGGGCGACAUCCAUUCCAACUCGAAUUUGACCAACAAGAACGAUUUGUUUGAGUACAACUUCCAGAAUGGACAGUGGACCGAGUGGAAGUUUGUCGGAAGGACCCCGGUGCCGAGGAGUGCCCACGGUGCAGCGGUUUACGAUAACAAGCUUUGGAUCUACGCCGGGUACGAUGGGAACGCCCGGUUGAAUGAUAUGUGGACGAUUCGGUUGACCGGCGAAACCCACCAGUGGGAGGAGGUUCAACAGAGGGGAGACUGUCCGCCGACGUGUUGCAAUUUCCCGGUGGCCGUGGCUCGUGGAUGUAUGUACGUGUUCUCCGGCCAGAGUGGGCUUCAAAUUACGAACACGCUAUUUCAAUUCAAUUUCAAAGAUAAAACAUGGCGCCGGAUCUCAACUGAGCAUAUUUUGCGGGGUGCUCCUCCGCCACCAGCUCGCCGUUAUGGGCACACUAUGGUCCAUCACGAUCGGUUCCUGUACGUGUUUGGCGGGGCAGCUGAUUCUACUCUGCCGAACGAUUUGUACUGCUACGAUCUGGACUCGCAGGUUUGGUCGACGGUCAUACCGGCACCGGAAUCGCAAGUCCCGAGUGGAAGGUUGUUUCACGCUGCGGCAGUAAUUGGCGAUGCCAUGUACAUCUUCGGUGGAACCAUCGAUAAUAACGUGCGCAGCGGCGACAUGUAUCGGUUCCAGUUUUCCAGCUAUCCGAAAUGUACGCUGCAGGACGACUUUGGAAUGUUUUUGCAAAAUCGUCAGUUCUGCGAUGUGCAGUUUGUCGUUGGAACGGAUGAAGUCAAAGUUCCGGCGCACAUUGCGAUGAUCGUAGCGCGUUCGCAGUUUUUGAGAUCUAAGAUAUUAGCGGCUCGUGAUGCAAGAAACUUGCAUUUUGAAAAACUAUUUGGAACGACGGAAGUUCCCUUCGCUGAACGUCCAAUAUUGGAAGUUCAGCUACCAAACGCACAACCUGAGGCUUUCGAAAUGGUUCUCAACUACAUCUACACAGAUCGAAUUGAUUUUAAGGAUCCAUCCUGUAACAAAAUUGUGUUGCUUAUGAUGGAUGUUUAUCAGCUUGCCGUCCAAUUUUACAUUCCAAGGUUGGAGCAACUCUGCGUGCAAUAUCUAGAGUUCAAAAUCUCCAAACCAAACGUCCUGGACGCUCUUUACAAUGCUGAUCGAAUGGGUCUCACUUUAAUUAAGGAUCAUUGCUUGGGUUUCAUCACCAAAGAGGAUCACUUCUACGAUAUCGUCAUGUCUCCGGAGUUUGCUGCACUGGAAAAGCCAUUGAUUGUAGAAAUCAUCCGCAAGCGCCUGAAUCCAAGCAAACACUCCACCGAUAUGAAGUACGACAAGACAAUCGGGACGUCGCUGGAAAACGACAUGGCAGUUUUUCUGAAGUCUGGCGGAAAAGAAUUUUGCGAUAUCAAUCUGGUCCUCGAAGGAAUUGUUAUUCCAGCACACAAAUCGAUUCUCGCUGCCAGAUGCACCUACUUCCAAGCCAUGUUCCGCUCCUUCAUGCCAGCGGACAACACUGUUAAUAUACAAAUCGGAGAUAUCUCCCCAUCUCAAGAGGCGUUCAGUUCUCUCCUGCGCUACAUCUACUACGGUGACACGAAAAUGCCCCCGGAGGACUCGCUGUACCUCUUUCAAGCCCCGUGCUUCUACGGUUUCACCAACAACCGACUGCAGGCCUUCUGCAAGCACAAUCUAGAGAACAACAUCACCUACGACAAUGUGCUGCAGAUCUUGGAGGCGUCCGACAAAAUGAACGUUCCCGACAUCAAGAACUACGCCCUGCGGAUGGUGGUGCACAAUUUCUGGCAGGUCGCCCGGUUGCCGAAGAUGCAGGAGCUAACGCGGGAGCUGCUGCUGGACGUGAUCAUGGCCGUGGCGGAGACGAAGGGUGACGGCAAACGCAUCAGCCACGAUUCAACGUUUAUCAGUUUAUAUAGCGACAUUUGAAGGAUAGCGUUCCUACAGCCGGUUCUCAGUAUUUUGCUGGCGUGGAUGCGGAACAAUAGCGAGCUUCCGUAGGUCAGUGUUGCAUGUGGCCUGAUUGGGUGUUCAAAAGAUCUCUUUAGAAAUGAAAGAAUCAUCAAAUGGUAGAUCAAUCAUAUUCAAAAGUUUCCAGAAAACGUACUCCUGUGGUUCAAAAUAAUGAAUUGUGCUAACCAUUCUAAUCAAUUUUAGACAUGAAUCUAUUCUAGGAUUAUUUAUUAAUGUUAUAGACUAUGCAUACUCUAAUUAGUGUUAAACGCAUUCAUAUUUUAUUGUAAUCGUAAUUGUCAUCAAACAAUAAAGUAUACGCACAUGGUAUUAAAAGCUAGAAA